ACAAAAACUGUGGGAACGGGUCAGAGGAAAGAGGGGCGGGAGGAAUGGGAAAGGGUACAGUAGAAAGGCAGGCAGGGUGUUUUCUUAACUUAAAGGAAGAGUUAAACCAGAAGUCAAUAGCUUAUUUUGAGUUAUUUAAACGAUUGCCCACACCGCCGAGAACUGGGAAACCGAAAGUUAUCUAAUUAUAUAAGACAUAAACAAGAGAAGGAGACCUCGAUGUCGGGAAUAGGACACGGUCUGGAAUAGGAGAAGAGAUACUUUGUAUUCAACGUGUCGUACGCGCGUUCCAGGCAGCACGUUCAUGGCAAGAAAUCUGAGCGCACUCGUUCUACAGUCAGAGGUGAAGGAUGGAGGGAGAUACAGAGACAGCAGAGGAGAAGGAGGGUGAUGACACGGAGCUGUCUGGUGAGGAAGGGGUAGGGCAACUUCACCAGAGUGGAGGGUCCUCGGAUAAAGACCAGGACCUACCCAUCAUGCAGUGGGAGGACCUGAGCCUGCGUAUCGCCGAGCUAGAGAAACAGGAGGAGGAGAGGAGGGAGAGGGCAAAGAGUACGAGGGGGUCGGAACAAGGGAGUGUGUCAGGGGGCUGGGCGGAGGAGAGGCAGGGUGGGCUUCGGAGGAGAGAGGAAUGGGAGGAGGAGGACUAUGGAAGGUGUCGAGUUACUGUUUUCUCAUCUAGAUUCCACAAUCACAGAAAUCUACAGUUAUGCUACACCAACAACAGUGAGAGCGAGGAUGAUGAUACGGAGGAGGGGGCUGGCAAAGAGGGUUCUAAAGUGGCAGGUAGCCAUGGUUACCAUCCCUCUGGCCUGAAGCUGGAGGUGAGGGCUGCACUGAGUGCGCUUAAAAACAAGCUGCUCGCUGAACAGAAAGAGAAGGAGCACCUCGCCUGUGUGAUCAAUAAGAGGAAGCAUCUGGAAUGCUGUGACCUGCAGAUCUGCUCAAUACAACAGCUCAGUUCCCUCAGGACCUCACUCAACCAUGACAUACACGACCUGAGCUCUGAGUUGGUGGGUCACCUGUUGAUAAGGGACCAGCUGAGGACCAAACAGGAUGCCAUGCUCCUGGAUGUACAGGAUCUGACAUAAUGUUGACCCACAGGUGCACAGGAUGUGACAUCACCACUGCCAUGGACAGGGUACCAGGACAGGAAGUCAUUGUGACCAAUAGUGGAUAAAGUGAUUUUGGCCCAGAUAUGCCACUAUGAGACUGUCAGAAGUAUUGCCAUUGUUGCCUACUCAACAUGAUUUUUCGUAAAGGAGAAAUGUUGAUUAUGAGCAACUGAUGAGCAACAUCUUGGACCGGUGUCAUAAUACAAUCCAUAUUUCUCAGAGAGGGUAUGGAUAUCUUUCUCUUCAUCAUCCCCACCUGAUCUUGACCAGCGUAAUAUUCAUCAUCAUUAGUGGAGAGAGUACUGUAUUAGGACCUGUUUUGACUUACGCAUGCACUUA
Molecule: messenger RNA, 1454 nt
Organism: Oncorhynchus gorbuscha (pink salmon)
Lineage: Eukaryota; Metazoa; Chordata; Actinopteri; Salmoniformes; Salmonidae
Product: schwannomin-interacting protein 1-like
Exons: 8
Coding region: 351-1091 (246 amino acids)
Biological process (GO): positive regulation of hippo signaling
Cellular component (GO): plasma membrane; cell junction
Source: RefSeq, a predicted model, not a curated record